GCGAAUAAACAAAGAGGCGAAAACAUCUCAUCACAUCAAAAGGGAGGAGGGGAGCGAGUGAGUGAGUGAGUGAGGAGGCAUCCAAUCUCUCUAACAUCUUUUCAACAAAUAUUAUAUGCGGCGAGUGAUGUUGCAACUUGCGGUUUUUGAUAGCCAAUAAUUGACCCUCUCUCCUCUACGUUUCCAAUUCUCACUGACCCUCCCCGUAAUUUUCACCUUCAAAUCGCUGUCUUGUCCAUCGUCAUUUGAAUCUGAAAUAAGUCUACCAGUUUUCGUUCUCAUUCUUUUUCUUGCUUCCUUGUUUGGUUUUGAAGUUCGAUUGGAGGAUGGAUAACCAUCACAUGGAUUCGUUCGACGAGAGCUGCUGCUGGUCGGAUUUAAUUGAUUACAGCGGCCUACUGGACGACGUUGCGCCUGUGGCGGAGCUUUACUGGAACCCUCAGCCGCCGUCACAAAAUAUUGGUGCGGCAGUGGAUGUCUCACAUAGCGGAACUACGUCACAAGUCAGUGAAAGCGGAGAAAGGGAAUGUCCAAGAAAGAGGGGUCGCAGUGAUCCAUGUGGUGGAAUAGGAACGAAAGCAUGCCGUGAGAGAAUCAGGAGAGAAAAACUGAAUGACAAAUUCUCAGAACUGUCUGCUGUUUUGGAACCUGGUAGACCUGUGAAAACUGAUAAAUUGGCCAUACUCAGUGAUGCCAUCAGAAUUCUAAAUCAGCUAAAAACUGAAUCACAGGAGUACACAGAAAUGAACGAAAGGCUUUUGGAAGAGAUAAAAAAUUUGAAGGCUGAGAAGAAUGAACUUCGUCAAGAAAAAUUGAUGCUUAGGGCAGAUAAGGAAAGGAUGGAGCAGCAGUUGAAAAUCAUAAGUGUUCCUCCUACUGGGUUCAUACCAACACAUCCUCCAGUAUAUCAGGCUGAGGUAAACAAGGUGCCAAUGUUUCCCAGCUAUGGAUUUGUUCCAAUGUGGCAGUAUUUACCACCGUCUGCCCGUGAUACUUCUCAAGAUCAUGAGCUCAGGCCUCCUGCUGCUUGAUAUGUGCACCAGUUGCUGCUUUUGGAGAAGAUCUAUCUUGCAAUUGAGAAAUGUUUCACCACACAUGUUUGUAAAUAACAAGUAGAUGUCAGUUGAUCGAUUUUUGAAUCAGGUUGUUCCGUUGUUGUCUGCCAUCUUUGCAUAAGUUCAGUAUUUUAGACAAAUGGAAUGAUCUUGAUUUUAAAGACAAUGGAUUACAUUUUAGCUGUCCUGUGUCCAGUCUUAUCAUUCCAUGACAAGUUUGUAGUCGUCUUUUUUCCUUCCUACUCUAAUGGUGUUGAUGGUGGGGCCACCUGUUAGUUUUCUUUUGUUGAUGUCACUGCAAAAGAGCUAAUAAUUUGUUGGUAUUGAAAGAUUUUUAUGUCAGAAGUUCCAAUAAAUGUUUCUAUA
Molecule: messenger RNA, 1421 nt
Organism: Sesamum indicum (sesame)
Lineage: Eukaryota; Viridiplantae; Streptophyta; Magnoliopsida; Lamiales; Pedaliaceae
Product: transcription factor bHLH104
Biological process (GO): intracellular iron ion homeostasis; regulation of DNA-templated transcription
Molecular function (GO): protein dimerization activity; DNA-binding transcription factor activity
Source: RefSeq, a predicted model, not a curated record